Molecule: messenger RNA, 2109 nt
Organism: Mercenaria mercenaria
Lineage: Eukaryota; Metazoa; Mollusca; Bivalvia; Venerida; Veneridae
Exons: 3
Coding region: 1-2109 (702 amino acids)
Source: RefSeq, a predicted model, not a curated record
AUGUCAUUUGGCAGGCUGUUCCACACCCUGACGGCCUCAAAGCAGAAAGAAUUUUUGCCAUACCUAGUUGUCCUCACGUGCGGAAGUUCCAGAAUAAGUAUGCCGGAUCAUUCUAUGUUAAGUUGGAAAAUCACUGACUUUUGUACCAACAAGGCUGUUAAUGAAACUUUGCCGUUUGAACCUUAUGAUAAAUUUGAUGUAACUAAUGUACCUGUUGAUUUCCUUAACGAUAAUGUACUUGCAGAAGUAAAUGCUGUCAUUGAUAAGUUGGAGCAAGAACGGUUGUGGGUGAAGAGUAAGCAAAGAGAAGAAAAAGUAAGCUGUAAAUCCGAGUAUGUUAGUAUUCGCAAAUUGUUCGACCGUGAAGUGCAAAGAGCUAAGCGGUUCUACUGGUAUAACAUGCAGCAAGAACUUCUUACUGAGUGUAAUGUUGAUAAUACUAAAUUUUGGAAAAGUAAUGGGAAAGUUGGUGUUUGGCAUUGUAAAAAACAGAGCAUACCUAAUGAAGUUGUUUUGAAUAAUGGUAAUAUUUCAUGUUCACUUUCAGACGUACUGCAUAAAUGGCAGUCAGAUUUUAGUUCUUUGUUCCAUAAUGAUAAUGUUUCUAACUUUGCCGCCAACGUAAAUGGUACUAGAUCUAGUGAUGUAUUUUUACCAUUUAAUGAACCUAUUUCUAUCCUUGAAGUAAAAAAAAGGCCGUUGAUAAAGCUAAAUACGGUAAAGCUCAGGGUCCUAGAUAAUAUACCCUCAGAAGUUUUAAAGAAUAAUACAGCAAUUUUAUUCUUACAUUCACUUUUUAGUAUAUGUUUUAGUAAUGGCAUUGUACCGACAAUAUGGGGAAAGUCUAUUAUCAACCCUAUUCCCAAAUCAGGUUCCGCAGACUCCAGAGAUCCUUUAUCUUACAGAGGAAUUGCACUUGCAUUUUCCAUGUAUAAAAUCUAUUGUACUAUUCUAAAUGAUCGUUUAAAUGUUUGGGUGGAAGGAAACGUCAAGCUUGUAGAUGAGCUGAAUGCUUUUAGAGAAAAACGUAGUACAAUUGACCAAAUUUCGUCACUUACUAAUUUGAUUGAAAUCAGGAAGAAAUUGCAUAAAUCUACAUUUUCUGCCUUCAUCGAUCUCAGAAAAGCUUAUGAUUGUAUUAAUAGAGAGAAGCUGUGGGUAAAGCUGCGAGAAAUCGGUAUUUCUGGAAAAAUGUUGACAGCAGUAAAAGCACUCUACUCAUCUGUUUAUGCUUGUGUUAGGGUUAAUUCCUUUAAGACAGACUGGUUCAGUGUACAAACUGGUUUGAGACAAGGAUGUAUGUUGUCACCCAUAUUGUUUAAUUUGUAUAUCAAUGACUUAGCACUGUAUUUAAAGUCUCUGGCGAUUGGUGUCUCGUUUGAAAAUGAAAAUAUUUGUAUUCUGAUGUAUGCAGAUGACAUAGUUUUACUAGCUGAAAAUGCACACGACUUGCAAACUUUAUUAAAUGCUUUAAAUGACUGGUGUAAUACCAAUUAUAUGAAUAUUAAUAAUGGCAAAAGUAAAGUUAUAUAUUUUCGACCUGUGUCUGUUCCAAGAUCAAACUGUAUUUUUAUGUGUGGUAAUGUGAUUGUCGAUACUGUAGAUAAGUAUAUAUAUCUUGGUAUAGUUUUAAAUGAAUUUCUUGACUAUAAUGUAACUGCAAAAGCGGUAGCUCAAAGUGUAUGUCGUGCGCUUGGACUAGUUAUUGCUAAAUGUAAAGCCAUUGGAGGGGUGCCUUAUGAUAUCUACUCUAAACUGUAUGAUACACUUGUUUGGCCGGUAAUCAACUAUGGGGCAGCUAUAUGGGGUUAUCGGUCAUACUCUUGUAUUAACGCAGUGCAUAAUCGAGCCAUGCGUUUUUUCUUAUGUGUUGGUAAAUAUACACCUAGUGUAGCACUUGCUGGAGAGCUGGCUUGGCAGCACCCUAUAGUACGUCAACAUAAAACUGUUUCAAAUUUUUGGGUGCGUCUUUGUAAUACAUCUGCGGAUAGAAUUAACAAGCGAAUUGCACAAUGGGCUAUUUCUAAAUCACGUGUGUCAUGUAAGAAUUGGUUUUUCUAUGUUAGAAAUAUACUAACUGAAUGUAAUUUAAACAACUAUGUGGCAUAA